GCGUAAAGUAGGUCAUAGAGAAUGUAUACUGAUACUGCCUAGCGCCGUCCAUAUUCGCCUGAUCAUACACGCGCUUUUCUGCCUUCUUCAUGUCCAGUGCCUGACUGUUUUGUGUAUUUCCGCAGAAGCCAGCACUGUGAGGAGACAGCUGUUUUCUGAGAGGAGGAUCUCGUCAGACAGCCUCAGGAAAUGGUGAAGGAAGAACAGCCCUCGUCUCUCUCUGUGUGAUGGUCUAAUGGCAGACCAAAGAAUGGACAUCUCCUCCACGAUGAAUGAGUUCAUGUCUCCCAGUUCCACUGAUCUGAUCAGCAGCUCCAUGGGUACGCCGGGCAUGGAUUACACCCGCAAGAGGAAGGGCAGCAUCACCGACUAUCAAAUUGAUGGAUUUUCUUUUGAAUCUGAGGCUUCAUGGAUGAGAUUCCUCAUCCCAAGCUCACAGCUCACACAGUCCACUGAGAGUGAAUGGGACAGUAUGGACAUAGACAAGGACAGUCAGCAUGGAAGGGUCGAUCAGCAGAUUAAGAAUGCAAGGGAGGCUCACAGUCAGAUAGAGAAGAGACGCAGAGACAAGAUGAACAGCUUUAUUGAUGAGCUGGCUUCAUUAGUGCCUACCUGCAAUGCCAUGUCUCGCAAGCUGGACAAACUCACGGUGCUGCGCAUGGCGGUCCAGCAUAUGAAAACACUUCGAGGUGCUGCAAACCCUUAUACUGAAGCUAACUACAAGCCAGCCUUUUUAUCAGACGAUGAGCUGAAGCACUUAAUAUUAAGGGCUUCUGACGGUUUUCUGUUUGUUGUGGGCUGUGAUCGGGGAAAGAUCCUAUUUGUGUCAGAGUCUGUCUACAAAAUUUUAAAUUACAGUCAGAAUGACCUGAUUGGCCAGAGUUUGUUUGAUUAUUUGCAUCCUAAAGACAUUGCAAAAGUCAAAGAGCAGCUCUCGUCAUCUGACACAGCCCCACGCGAAAGACUCAUCGAUGCUAAGACUGGGCUGCCAGUCAGGACGGACAUCGCCCCUUGCCCCUCCAGACUGUGCUCAGGGGCCCGUCGCUCCUUCUUCUGCAGAAUGAAGUGCAACAGGCCCCUUGUCAAAAUGGAGGACAAAGAUUUUCCCUCAACUUGCUCCAAAAAGAAAGCCGAUCGCAAGAGCUUCUGUACAAUCCACAGCACUGGCUAUCUGAAGAGCUGGCCGCCCAUAAAGAUGGGCUUAGAUGAAGACAAUGAGCCUGAUAACGAAGGCUGUAAUCUCAGCUGCUUAGUGGCCAUUGGCCGAUUACAUCCUCAUAUUGUCACACAACCCAUGAACGGAGACAUCCGGGUGAAGCCCACAGAGUAUGUCUCACGCCAUGCCAUUGAUGGGAAGUUUGUCUUUGUGGACCAAAGGGCCACGGCCAUUCUUGCUUAUCUACCUCAAGAGAUGCUGGGCACGUCGUUCUAUGAGUAUUUCCAUCAGGAUGACAUUGGACAUCUUGCUGAAUGCCAUAGACAAGUGCUGCAGAUGAGAGAGAAGAUCAACACUAACUGUUACAAGUUCAAGAUUAAAGAUGGCUCUUUUAUAACUUUAAAAAGUCGCUGGUUCAGUUUCAUGAACCCUUGGACCAAAGAAGUAGAAUACAUUGUUUCAACUAAUACAGUCGUCUCAGGCAGUUCUCUUGAUGUAGCAGAGCCUGGUUAUCCUCAGCUCACUGCCUCCCCCCAGAGCAUGGACAGCGUCCUUACAGCUGGUGACGUCUCGGGGAAAACUGUCCCUGGAAUCCCUGGAGGCACAAGACCCGGAGCAGGAAAGAUCGGCCGCAUGAUCGCUGAGGAAGUGAUGGAGAUACAAAGGAUAAGAGGCUCAUCUCCCUCGAGUUGUGGCUCAAGUCCCCUCAACAUCUCCAACAGCACACCCCCUCCUGACACAUCCUCACCGGGGGGCAGGAAGAUUUCAAAUGGUGGAAGUCCAGACAUUCCUUCAGCAGGGGUGAUGUCGGGCCAGGACAGCAUAGGCUAUCCUUACUCUAACAGCUCGAUUUUAAGUGAUCAAUCACACAUCGGUAUUGGAGACAUCAUGGACGAGCCGGGGUCCAGCAGCCCCAGCAACGAUGAGGCCGCCAUGGCCAUCAUCAUGAGCCUGCUGGAGGCGGAUGCAGGUCUAGGAGGUCCCGUGGACUUCAGUGACCUGCCCUGGCCUCUGUGAGAGCCCUGAAGAAGACCUUCAACCAAUCCUAACGGGGUACGACAUCAAUCCAUCUCACUCGCGUUCAAACCAGCCAUGACCCUAACAAUCUACGUAUGUGGACAGAUUUUUUUGUUGGUGACAUUACGUUUGUUUUUGACACGGUGCCUCGGGUAGCUCCACCCACAGCAAAAUCUCAUUGGUCCACAGCCUCAUUCUACAACUGUGUCAAAUUAGUGAUUUUGUCACUAUUUCACUUUCAUUGAGGACAAAAGAUUUUAUUGCACCUGGUUGGGACACAAUGUUAGAUCGCUCAACAUCUUACAACACCUAUUAUUAGUGCUGGUAUGGUGUAUAAGGACAUUGUUGUUUCAGUCUAUGGAAUGUCAACUAAAUACCACAAAUCCUGUUGGGCUUACAGAUUUUUUUUUUUUAUCCACCUCAGCAUUUCUGAUCUUUAUUGUGUUUCUGCAUAUUUGCUUAUUAAAAAUCAAUGUGUAUCAUAGAUAUGUGUAUACUAACAUGUACAAGUAUUUUAUCGGAAUGUACAUGAUUGAAAUGAACCGAAAGGGAAGCAAUAUAUUUUUUAAAAUAAAAUAAAAAAAUAUAUAUAUAUUUCUUUCCCUUUACAUUGUUUUUUUUUUUUUUCGUACCCAUGAUUCACGUAGAAAUGGAACAGUUUUUUAGUCCUUCCAACUGAAAAGGUUUGAAGUUGAGACCCAUUUUGUCAUAUGUGACCCUGGACCACAAGACCAGUCAUAAGUAUCAUUUUUUUUUGUUAGGAUAGGACAAUAUUUGGCCGAGAUACAACUAUUUGUAUAUCUAGAAUCUGAGGGUGCAAAAAAUUCAAAAUAUUGAGAAAAUCGCCUUUAAAGUUGUACAAAUUAAGUUCUUAGCAAUGCAUAUUACUAAUCAAAAAUUAAGUUUUGAUAUAUUUACAGUUGGAAAUUUACAAAAUAUCUUCAUGGAACAUGAUCUUUACUUAAUAUCCAAAUGAUUUUUCGCAUAAAAGAAAAAUCAAUAAUUUUGACCCAUACAAUGUAUCAACUAAACUAUGUAAUCCAAAAGGCUAUUGCUACAAACAUACCCCAGCGACUUCAGACUGGUUUUGUGGUCCAGGGUCACAUAUUUCAUAACUUUUUAAAGAUGCCGAUCUAGCAGUUGAUAAUUAAAUUAACUGCUAAUAGUAAAUGCUAAAUUUAAGGUUUAGUCAGUAUUUUAGCUAGUGUUAGAUCACUGUUUGUUUAUCGUGUACUUUUAAGUACCAAUAGCACCAUGGUGUUAGGUGCUACAUUGCACUGGCAUGUUACAGUAACUUGGCUCAGCCUGAUUGACUCUUGAGUUUUAUGUGUAUUUUACCAUGUAUUUAUGUUUAUGUAUGUUUUGAUGACUUUCAGAGAGCAAGCUACACAAUAAUUAAUUCCCUUACCUGUCCAACCAAAAUAGAAACAAUUUGGGGAUCACUACUCAGGAUUUUCUCCAACAUCAAAUAUUUGCAACUUGUGCUAUUGUUUUUUUGUCUUCGGCCAUACAGGUACUGAUUCCCCCAUUUUCCUCAUUGGUAAAGCAUGAAACAUCAAUUACGAGUCAUUUACAAGGCAGAAAGCUGAAGCCAUUCAGUUGCGUGCAAGUUCAAGAUUAUUUGCGAUUCAUGUAUAGAUUUCACAUCUGAAAGAGAGGCGUACAUUCAUUUUAUGAAUCACACGUACAUAUAUUUGAGAGAUGAUCGUAAGAUCAAAUUUAGGAUGGUUUCUAUGCAACAUUUUAUAAACGAGGCCCAAGGUGACCAUUUGAGUAUAAUAAACUCAUUGUCAACCAGUUUGAGAUGAUUUGAUGGUAUGUUAAGAUGGGUUCACUGCUCAGCAAAAGUACUCAGAUAGGCUACGGCGUUUAAACAAUGCUCAAUUGGUACUAAGAGACCCAAAAUGUGCCAAGAAAAUAUUCGCCCCACCAUUACAGCGCCACCAACAGCCUGAACCGUUGACACAAGACAGGUUGGAUUCAUGCUUUCAUGUUGUUUACGCCAAAUUCUGAACCUGCCAUCUGAAUCGCAGCAGAAAUCAAGACUUAUCAGACAAGGCAAUGUUUUUCUACUCUUCAUUGUCCAAUUUUGGUGAGCCGUACAAAUUAUAGCCUCAGUUUCCUGUUCUUAGCUGACAAGAGUGGCACCCGGUGUGGUCCUCUGCUGCUGUAGCCCAUCUGCUUUAAGGUUCAAUAAGUUGUGCAUUCAGAAAUGCUCUUCUGCAUACCUUGUUUGCAACGAAUGGUAAUAUGAGUUACUGUGUCUUUCAAUCAGCUUGAACUAAUCUGGCCAUUCUCCUCUGAACCUCUGGCAUCAACAAGGCACAGAACUGCCGCUCACUGGAUAAAAUCACUUUUUCAGACCAUACUGAUGAUACUAGGUUGUGCAUGAAAAUCCCAGUAGAUCAGUGGCCUGUAGCACGAAGCGAGAUGAACAAACUCAGAGUUGCAGAGUAAGUUCUUAGUUGACAAAACCCGAUAAAGCCAACCUGGUUUAGAUCAGGUCCAGCGGGCUCACAAAUCUUGAUAUAAACAUACUCUGUCAACUCAGAGUUUGAACCAGAGUUUGUGAUUAACUCUGGAGCACGUGCAGCAAACAGCCAAUCACACGAAGCGUGGAGAGCAUCAGCUGGAUUCACUUCUCGUGAGAGUCAGCACAAUUCACUUUUCUGCUGAAGAUUAAGAAGAUGUCGUUAUUAAAAAUUUAAUACAUUUAAAUGCAUUUACAAGGCAGGAAUAAACACUGCUGUUGCAGCAAAAGUUUGAGAAGGCAGCAGAAAAUGAAAAAAUGACUAUGCAAAGGAAUCAACUGAAAUUAAUUGCUUAUAUAGUUUCACACAGAGAUCAAAAGGAAAACAUAAGUUUAGUCAUUUUAAAAGUUGGGAUAUAUUAAAGCUUAUCUAUAUGUAUUGUAGGAUCAGAACGAGUCAGACAAACUAAGAUUCCAUCAGAACAUCGAAACAUGAGCCGAAAUUCCAGAAGAGGCCCCAAGAAAACAGGACAACGUCAUAAAUCAGAUUCCUUGCUCCAACCUCUGAAGGAAGCCUAACCAACAAGCCUCUUCCAGAACAGCUUGCAACAUUAAGACAAAAGAACACUUACUGAUAAGUCCAACGCAGGAAGGAGAUCGUCAAAUUUGGGGCAAAUAGUCAAGAUUAAUGGUCAAAGAGAUGGCCAUCACACGUGUUCCACAAGAGAAAGCACGGGCUUCUUUAGAUUGACUUUUCCCUCACACAUACAAGACAAAGACUGAGACUGAAAUUCUUUAGGAGACCUUUUAACCUCUCUCUGGUCUUCACCGAACAUAUCCCUAUGUCCUACAUAGAACUACACAGAGACUUUCUUUUUCAUAUGCACAUAAAAUCAUCUUAAAAGGACAUUGCUAGGCAUAACACUAUAUUAUGUAUGUAACCCACACAUUAGACUAUCAUGUUUUAAGCACAUAUUAUGUAUGUCUUUUGUAUAACUAUUGAAUGACUUUAAGGUUUAUUCAUGUUUGGUAUGUAUGAGCUUGACAAUUCUAGCUUGAAACGUUUCUUCCAAUUGAUUCUUUGUCAAAUGUAUCAUAUUCUGGUUAUAGAAACCACAUCCAAAAGUACACUUGUGUAAAAGUAUAGAGUGUAAAAUUCGGAUAAUGUGACUGAUAACAUGCUGAUUUAUGAUGGAAGGAACAACCCUAGCUAAGAUAAUAGCCUAUCUAAUUGGUCAAGACACCAGAUGGGAUGUGUCCAUAAGCCGAGUUUAAAAACUCAGGACCCCAUCAAAUCUCCCCUUCUCGCCCUUCUCUCUCUCUUCUCGCCUUCCACGCCUUGUCUCCGAGUUCAACUCGAGCCUGUGACCGCCUCAAAACUUCAACCAGACCAACUCUGCAAUCUCCCUUCAACGACUACUGAACUUCCAGCCAAUCACCAACUCGGGAAACCCCUUUUCCUGCAACAACGACGACAAAAGGGAAUCCUUGCAACACAAAGGCAACGCCAGCAAGUACCUCCAGGUCUAACUGAACUGGCGCAUUUAAUAUAAAUUCUAGCCUAAUUGAGAAACUCAAUGCGAGGGUUAAUUACGUGAUUGAUGGUUGUUCAGGUCUAUGUGAUAGCACAUAUUGCUAUAAACUUGGGAUUUCACUUUCUCAUUCUCUAAACUCCUCCUUUCUCUCUUUCUGCAACGUAUGAAUGUGUGAUUGCUUGUGUUCAUGUGUUAGA
Messenger RNA from Onychostoma macrolepis, 6375 nucleotides. It is a transcript of the gene bmal1b, whose product is annotated as basic helix-loop-helix ARNT like 1b. Gene Ontology annotation, cellular component: cytoplasm; aryl hydrocarbon receptor complex; nucleus. The coding region runs from base 236 to 2173 and encodes 645 amino acids. The record is from RefSeq and is a predicted model, not a curated record. The transcript is spliced from 21 exons. Gene Ontology annotation, biological process: regulation of transcription by RNA polymerase II; circadian rhythm. Gene Ontology annotation, molecular function: DNA-binding transcription factor activity, RNA polymerase II-specific; RNA polymerase II cis-regulatory region sequence-specific DNA binding; protein dimerization activity. Lineage: Eukaryota; Metazoa; Chordata; Actinopteri; Cypriniformes; Cyprinidae.